This is a messenger RNA of Strigops habroptila (Kakapo), 9177 nucleotides long. RefSeq names its product Ral GTPase activating protein non-catalytic subunit beta (gene RALGAPB). NCBI's taxonomy places the organism in Eukaryota, Metazoa, Chordata, Aves, Psittaciformes, Psittacidae. The coding region runs from base 787 to 5274 and encodes 1495 amino acids. Gene Ontology annotation, biological process: activation of GTPase activity; regulation of small GTPase mediated signal transduction. The record is from RefSeq and is a predicted model, not a curated record. Gene Ontology annotation, molecular function: GTPase activator activity. The transcript is spliced from 33 exons.
GGAGGUGGCACCGGUUGUCCGGGUCUACUGUGCCCGGUGGUCUCUCCGCCUCGGUCCCUUCGCUGUCACAGUGCCCCUGAGCCCCGACCGCACGCCUCAGUUUGGGGAGCCGGAAUGGGAGGGUGCCACGGUCGGAGGCGGGCGGACUGCAGCGAUGCCCGGAGCUGCUGCAGAGCCCCGAACACCACUAUGUUGGUUUUGUUUGUGUCCUCUCCCCUGCCCUUCCACAGGAGACUCAUCUGAAUCGUUGAUGCCUGUCCCAGGUGAUGGAUGGCUUGUUUCCACUGAACACCAGGAAGGGACAGCGAGGAUCAGGUUCAUUCAAAUCCACUGGGCCACUGUGACUUCUCACGUCUUCCCAGCUUAAUGCAGAGAGCAAAGCUGUCUGGAUCCAGAGGGCAGAGCUGUUCCAGCACCGGAGCCUGCUCUCCUGUAGAAACUGCCAGCAGCAAUGCCUCAGCAGGAUGGGCUCUCCUCCUGGCUGCACUUGCCAAGCAUCUUCCCAGCCUACAGAAGUCAUGAUUGCUUAUCUUCAGUCACAGAUGGGAAAUGAAGCAGCCUGCUGCAUUGCAAGGCCGGGGAUCAUGGGGAAUGGCAAGCUUAUAAGAGCUGUGGUUCCUAAUGUGGAUGAGGACUCUUUGCUGAGCCCUGCUGUCUUCUACCCGGUCAGCCAGGCUUGUGUUUUGAAAGCAUGCCAUAAAAUCAUGGGCCAAAGGAUAAGAAAACACAGCUAGCACAACCUGGUACUGCUAAAUGGUGUUGUUUGGAUUGUAGCAUAGAGGCACUAUGUACUCAGAGUGGAGAUCCUUGCAUCUUGUCAUUCAAAAUGAUCAGGGGAAUACCAGUGUACUUCACAGCUAUCCUGAAAACGUGGGGAGAGAAGUGGCAAACGCAGUGGUGCGUCCUCUUGGGCAAGCUUUAAUUACAUCAUCUGUUGGAAGUGAGAGUUUACUAAAAACAGACAAAGAAGUAAAAUGGACUAUGGAGGUGGUUUGUUAUGGACUGACCCUCCCUCUGGAUGGCGAUACUGUGAAAUACUGUGUCGAUGUAUAUACAGAUUGGAUUAUGGCUCUCGUAUUACCUAAGGACUCCAUUCCUUUACCAGUUAUUAAGGAACCAAACCUUUAUGUUCAAAGCAUUCUCAAACAUCUCCAAAAUCUCUUUGUACCGAGGCCAGACCCAGGAUCUAGUCAGAUCAGGUUGUGCUUGCAGGUUUUGAAAGCUGUCCAGAAACUGGCUCAUGAAUCAACAAUUAUGGCAAGAGAAACCUGGGAGGUUUUGUUAUUAUUUCUUCUUCAGAUCAAUGACACUCUUCUAGCAGCUCCGACUGUGCAAGGUGGCAUUGCUGAGAAUCUGGCUGAAAAACUAAUUGGUGUGCUGUUUGAGGUGUGGUUACUGGCUUGUACACGGUGCUUUCCAACACCACCUUACUGGAAAACUGCCAAAGAGAUGGUGGCCAACUGGCGACAUCACCCUGCAGUAGUGGAGCAGUGGAGCAAGGUCAUCUGUGCCCUUACUUCCAGAUUGCUGCGUUUUACAUAUGGACCUUCCUUUCCUCCAUUUAAAAUUCCUGAUGAAGAUGCUGGUCUGAUUCCUCCUGAAAUGGAUAAUGAGUGCGUUGCACAAACUUGGUUUCGCUUUUUACAUAUGCUGAGUAAUCCUGUGGAUUUGAGUAACCCAGCCAUUAUUAGCUCUACCCCCAAAUUUCAGGAGCAGUUUCUGAAUGUGAGUGGGAUGACUCAAGAACUGAAUCAGUACCCCUGCCUUAAACAUCUGCCUCAAAUAUUCUUCCGUGCCAUGCGUGGGAUCAGCUGUUUAGUGGAUGCCUUCCUAGGCAUUUCACGACCCCGGUCUGAUAGUGCACCACCCACGCCAGUAAAUAGGCUGAGCAUGCCCCAGAACACUGCUAUCAACACCACUCCACCCCACAACCGAAGGCAUCGGGCAGUGACUGUGAAUAAAGCAACGAUGAAAACCAGCACUGUAACUACUGCACAUACUUCAAAAGUGCAGCACCAACCCUCCUCUACUUCUCCACUGUCUAGCCCAAACCAGACAAGUUCUGAGCCACGGCCACUACCAGCUCCUCGCAGGCCAAAGGUUAACAGCAUCUUGAACCUCUUUGGAUCGUGGUUAUUCGAUGCAGCAUUUGUUCACUGUAAACUUCAUAAUGGAAUAAACAGAGACAGCAGCAUGACUGCUAUAGCAACUCAAGCUAGCGUGGAGUUCCGCCGGAAAGGAUCUCAAAUGUCCACAGACACAAUGGCUUCCAACCCCAUGUUUGAUGCGAGUGAAUUCCCAGACAACUAUGAAGCAGGAAGGGCAGAGGCAUGCGGGACACUGUGUAGGAUAUUUUGUAGCAAGAAGACUGGGGAGGAAAUAUUACCAGCUUACCUAUCCCGAUUUUACAUGCUUUUAAUUCAGGGUUUGCAGAUAGCAGAUUUCGUUUGCCACCCCGUUCUUGCCAGUGUUAUUCUAAACUCCCCUCCUUUGUUCUGCUGUGACCUGAAAGGGAUCGAUGUCGUGGUUCCCUAUUUCAUUUCGGCUCUUGAAACGAUUUUACCUGACAGAGAACUCUCAAAGUUUAAAAUCUAUGUAAACCCCACAGAGCUAAGAAGAGCUUCGAUUAACAUCUUGCUGUCUCUCUUGCCUCUCCCUCAUCAUUUUGGAACCAUAAAGUCUGAGGUUGUCCUGGAAGGGAAAUUCAGCAAUGAUGACAGCUCGGCAUACGAUAAGCCAGUAACCUUCCUUUCCUUGAAGCUGAGGCUUGUGAAUAUUCUUAUAGGAGCUUUGCAAACGGAAACAGAUCCCAACAACACUCAAAUGAUCCUAGGUGCAAUGUUAAAUAUUGUUCAAGAUUCAGCACUGUUAGAAGCCAUUGGCUGUCAGAUGGAAACGAAUGGUGGUGAAAAUAACCUCUUCAAAAGCCACAGUCGAACUAACAGUGGCAUUAGCACUGCAAGUGGAGGCAGUACGGAGCCCACCACACCAGAUAGCGAGAGACCAGCACAGGCCCUUCUAAGAGAUUAUGCUCUUAAUACAGAUACUGCUGCUGGACUACUGAUACGCAGUAUUCACCUGGUAACUCAAAGACUCAACUCACAGUGGAGGCAGGACAUGAGUAUCUCACUGGCUGCGCUGGAGCUUCUGUCUGGGCUGGCAAAGGUGAAAGUGGCAGUGGAUUCCUCUGAUCGGAAGAGAGCCAUCAGUUCAGUGUGCAGCUACAUCGUGUACCAGUGCAGCCGCCCGGCCCCGCUCCACUCCCGCGACCUUCACUCCAUGAUAGUCGCGGCUUUCCAGUGCCUCUGCGUCUGGCUCACUGAGCACCCGGACAUGCUGGAUGAGAAGGAUUGUUUAAAAGAGGUACUGGAGAUUGUGGAGCUGGGCAUUUCAGGAAGUAAAUCCAAAAACAGUGAACAAGAAGUCAAGUACAAAGGAGAUAAGGAGCCAAACCCCGCAUCCAUGAGAGUGAAGGAUGCUGCUGAAGCUACACUAACGUGUAUUAUGCAGUUACUUGGAGCAUUUCCUUCUCCCAGUGGCCCUGCUUCUCCUUGCAGCUUGGUGAAUGAAACCACAUUAAUUAAAUACUCUCGUCUACCCACCAUAAACAAGCAUAGCUUCCGAUACUUCGUUCUGGAUAACAGUGUCAUCCUGGCGAUGUUGGAGCAGCCUUUAGGGAAUGAACAGAAUGACUCUUUCCCCUCUGUCACGGUUUUGAUCCGUGGGACAUCCGGAAGAUUUGCAUGGGCCCAGCAACUCUGUCUCUUACCAAGAGGAGCUAAAGCAAAUCAAAAGACUUUUGUACCAGAACCUCGACCAGCUCCUAAAAAUGAUGUUGGGUUGAAGUACAGUGUGAAGCACCGUCCUUUUCCUGAAGAAGUGGAUAAGAUCCCAUUUGUGAAAGCUGACUUGAGCAUUCCUGAUUUACAUGAAAUUGUGAAUGAGGAACUCGAAGAGCGACACGAGAAGCUGAGGAAUGGCAUGGCCCAGCAGAUCAUUUUUGAGACUUCCAUAGAUCAGAAGAGUGAAGAGGAGUGGCGGAAGAAGAGCUUUCCCGAUCCGAUCACGGAGUGUAAGCCCCCCCCGCCGGCACAGGAGUUCCAGACAGCGCGCCUCUUCCUCUCUCACUUCGGGUUUCUCUCGCUAGAGGCAUUGAAGGAACCUGCUAACAGUCGUCUACCUCCUCACCUGAUUGCACUUGACUCAGCUCUUCCUGGGUUUUUUGAUGACCUUGGCUACUUGGAUUUACUACCAUGUCGUCCCUUUGAUACCGUUUUCAUUUUCUACAUGAAGGCAGGCCAGAAAACAAGCCAGGAGAUCCUGAAGAACAUGGAGUCUUCCAGAAUUGUUCAGCCACACUUCCUGGAGUUCUUGCUGUCUCUUGGCUGGUCUGUUGAUGUGGGGAAGCACCCUGGAUGGACUGGCCAUGUCUCAACAAGCUGGUCAAUCAAUAGCUGCAGUGAUGAAGAGGGAUCUGAACAAGAUGAUCUAAUUAUUUCAGAAGAUGUUGGGGCAAGUAUCUUCAACGGGCAGAAGAAGGUGCUGUAUUAUGCGGAUGCCCUGACAGAAAUAGCUUUUGUUGUCCCAUCCCCAGUGGAGUCCCUAACUGAUUCACUGGAAAGCAGUGUUUCUGACCAAGAAAGUGACUCCAACAUGGAUCUACUGCCAGGAAUAUUGAAGCAGCAGUCUUUGACACUUGAACUCUUCCCCAAUCAUACAGACAAUCUUAAUCCCUCCCAGCGGCUCAGUCCUACUUCCAGAUCCAAGAGGGUGCCUCAGGGCCGGACCAUUCCACCAAUGGGACCUGAAACCAAAGUGUAUGUGGUCUGGGUGGAACGUUACGAUGAUAUAGAAAACUUCCCCCUCCCUGAUCUGGUGUCUGAGACGAGCACUGGUGUGGAAACUACAGCCAAUAGUAGCACUUCCCUAAGGUCUACCAUUCCUGAGAAGGAAGUUCCUGUGAUCUUCAUCCAUCCUUUAAACACUGGCUUAUUCAGGAUAAAACUACAAGGAGCAACUGGGAAAUUCAAUAUGGUUAUCCCAUUGGUGGAUGGAAUGAUAGUCAGUAGGAGAGCUCUUGGUUUUUUAGUGAGGCAAACAGUAAUAAACAUUUGUCGGAGGAAGAGGCUGGAAAGUGACUCCUACAACCCCCCCCAUGUCCGCCGAAAACAGAAAAUAGCAGACAUUGUCAAUAAAUACCGCAACAGGCAGCUGGAGCCAGAGUUUUAUACCUCGCUUUUCCAGGAGGUUGGGCUCAAGAACUGCAACCCCUAGGUCGUUAUCCUUCCAGGACAAUUAGAUCAGAGCUUGGUGGCUACAGUAAUGAAAACAGUUAAAUAACAACAACAAAUUUCCUCAGCCCUCCGGAAUUCAGGAAAUGAUAUUCUUGCACAAGUCAGCAGAUACCAUGUGGGAGGAAUGAGAAAUGAAUCCAAAACAUUGCAGUUGGGAUAUUGACUUAAUUCACCUACCCUCAGAAGAUUACUUAAUUCCAGUCUUCCUGGAUGCUAGCAGCAUAAUCUCCUCACCCAGUCAUCUAUUCCAGACUAAUUAGGAACUGUGUCUCAUUCUGUGAGAGGAAAACAAUCAGAACAAAGCCAUCUCUGCAUAUAAGGAUAGAAAACAAAAUACAAACAAACCUGCCUUCAGACAUCUCGCUACACCCACAUCUUACAGGAGAAGGGAGCAGGAUCUUUCCUUUGAGGAGAGAGGCUGUUUCAGAGCAUUGUAUCUUCCUGCAAGAACUUAAAAGACAUUUUCUGCCCCCUUGCAGAGCUCAACGCAAGCUCCUUCACUGCUUGUAACCACUUUGUGUACCAAAAGCAAGAGGAGGUCAUGGAUAAAUAGCCAAGAUGCUGCAUUUUGCAGUUCCCUCCAUGGCUGGGAGUGAGUCCACACAAGAUUUCUGUCAUGCUGACAACAAACACCACCUGGUAUUACCUGACUUUCCAACCUAAGUUGUUACUAGAUAAGAGCUCUUGGUUACAGAAACAAGGUUUUUAUGACUUUCAGGUCUGUUGCAAAAUGUCACAUUUAAUUUUAGUAGCUUGAUUAUUUUUUUAAUUUUUUUUUUUAUGCCACUACUUAAUUUAUUUCAAAGUGUCUGUAUCACCUACUCACCAUGUCCAUAAAAAGCAUAAACAUCCCUUGCUUUCCUUCCAUUGGAUUGAAAUCUGAGAUUCUGGGGCUGCCUCCUGCCUGAUGUAUUUAUAGCAUGAGCAGUUUUCGCAGCUUCUACAACACUUUUCAGAAGCUCCUGUUAAACAGACUAAAACAAGUCAAAAAAAAUUUCAAGAAUUCUUCUUUUUCCCCCUUAAUUUUGCAAUUCCAUGAAAGCCCCUUUGGAGUUAGAUUGUGAAAUUGUUUAGGAUCUACUGUGCUUUCUCAUGCGCUGCAGCAGUGGUUCCCUUUCACCUAGGGCAGAAGUUUUCACUGUCGGACCGUGGAUUGCAUGAGCUCAGGACUUGAAGGAUGGGCUGGGAAAAGGUGUUUACAACUGCAGGAUCCAAUAUUGGGAAUCUAAAAGCUGCAGUGGGCGCCGGCAGCCUCGGGAGCGCUUCCAGGCUCCCGGCACAAUCCUGACUUGUGUUGCAGUGAUGAAUCAUCGCUGGCGCGCCGGGUAGAUGCAGGUUGUGAUCGCUGGCAGCAGCACGUGCCCUUUCCCUUCCAGUAAGCAGGUAAUGUAAGAGUAGGAACGUGAGCAGGAACUUGGGGAGCUCCUCACAUCAGAAGUGGUUUUAUUAGCUUUUUAGUGGGUGUUGCAGUAAUACCUGUCAGUCAGUUUUUAUAUUUCAGAGUUAUUUUGCAACAGCUCAGACCUGAAAUAGUCUUAAUGGUUUUGUUACAACUUACCUGCCAGGGACAUCCUCUGCUCCUGUCUCUUCAUGUGGUUUUUCAUAGAGAGUUAAUGGGAACACAGACCCUUAAAAAUACAUGUGAAAGGACUUUCAGGAUGCCAACCAAGGGGGGUUAGGUUUGAGUGAUGUGGUGGUGUUGCAGGGGACAAGCCCACUAACCUCUCAACUCAGGAGUUCUGGAUUUUGAUCCAGAUAAAUCACAAGUGGAAAGAGGAAACCACAUAAAGAAACCUACAGCAGCAGUAAGCGUGAGGGGUGGCCCACGCUUGCAUGAUGCCCAGGUUGCAAGUGGCAGGAGGGGCUGCAAGGCAGCACUUGGGUGUAUUGGCAAAGCUGUGAAGGGAAACUGACAGCUUCAUUCCUCUGCCAGACUCUUGCCAGUGUCAGUUUAAUGCACGGACACUAAAUUCACCCACAUUUUCUAUGUACCUAUUGGAUCUAAUUAAUGGCCAAACACACUUCAGUCCACUGAUUUAAAAGGCAUGACCAGUGCAUGUGUAACAAAUAAACAUACUGAGCAAUCAAACGCCUGCACAUCUUCAGUAACGUAACACAAAUCCCACAUACCAUAGCUAAGUGUAUGUUAUAUGCAAAGUCAUUGGUUUAUAUAGCAAUGAGCCACAAAAGAUACUUCUUUCAGGCACUUGGAUGCAGUCAGUGAUGUAAAGACGUGUGCGUCUGGGGAUUCCCUGGCUGUUUUCCACAAAGUCUGAGAUAGCCACAGGGGCUGCCUGGAAAUUCACCUUUAUAAAGGCUGAAGAAUAGUCUUGGGUCUGUUCCAGUGUUCGUUUAAAACAUGGAUGUGGCACCACUUCUGCUGUAACAACCCUGAGAGCAGUGUUGAAGGAAGGUGACUUCUGCUCAUGUGGUCCCUCCAUGGGGGAGCAGGCGCUUGGAAUCAUGGCUUGGAUUUGUAAACCAGCUGGUGAACAUGUUACAUGCUGGUGUGUGACCUGGCCCUGAGCCUUGGGAUUUGCUAUCUUGAGCCCUCAAGAAAGUUGCAGUGCAGUAUAAGAAUGUUGUGAUUACAGAUGUGUUGCCAUCCCACUUGGUUUGGAUGCCGGUCACAGCAGGAGCGCCCUUGGCAGACCUGUGCUGGUGGAAGGUGUCUGCAAGGAGUGUCCCUCCUUCCCCUGUGGGCAGAGAGAUCUCUGACUCUGUAACAAACACCCAUUUGGGAAUGAAAUCCUUGUCCUGUUGAAGCCUGUGGCCAAACUCUGAUGGUGUCAGGUAGUCCAGGGUACAGCCUUGGCUAUUUUCCUCAAAAGGGUUAGACCAAAUGAGAUGUGUUUCAGUUGUGAUUGCAGAACAUGCUAGUCAGGAAUCCAGAUUUUGGGGUUUUUUAUCCCAAACUGCUGUAUUGAGUUUUCACCUUGACAGUUCAUGUGGCUUGGGCUUGUGUUCCUCUUCAGUGGAGGUGAUGGGUGUUGACCACUUGCUUCAUGCAUAGCAUGGACUCUGCAGGUAACAUCGUGCUGCAAAAGCUGAGUUCAAACAUUGCAUAAGAACUACACCGAGACCUUCUCUUUGCAUAAGGGCUUCCUGGUUGGGUUCAUAAUUCUGCUUUAACUGGCAGCAUCCCUUUAACAGUGCAGGAAGGGGGGGGGACACACCAUUGUCACCUUAUAGUGUGGAAAUUACAGACAUUUUAGUACCUUAUUAGAGCCUUUCAUUUAAAGAAAAAUGCUUUUCUUUAAAGGUACUUCUAAACAAGGCAUUAAACCUGAGAGCAAAGGGGAGGUGGGAAGGAUGGUGCCAGUGUGGGGAGCAGCGUGUGCGCCGGGCUGUAGGGAGGAGCAGCCCCUCACUGCAUGUGCUGGGGGCUCUGUAGGUGACUCCAUUUCUUCCCUGUGAGGUUCUCCAUGCCCAGAAAGACACAAGAACUAAACUUCACUCUAACAGGCACAAAUCCGUUGCGAUUUAAUGGCUGUUUAAUGGAGGAGUGUCUUUGAAGGCAAACACAGACCUUUUCCACAUGGAUUUGAGCAGGAGCAAUUAGAAACGAGAACACCCAGUACCAUGUGCUUCAAACCAUGUACAAUUCGUAUGAAUUUCUGUAUGUUGCCAAGACAUGAUCUUUUUGUUCUUCUUGUAUUUUUCUGUAAAUAUUCCUGGCGCUAAGUUGUAAAGUAAAGGCAAACUGUAAAUAUGAAGAUGUGAACUAUGUUCCCUUGUCUCUAGUACUUUAUCUCUUAUUUGUUUAGGGAAGGCACACAAAGGCUUGUUUGUAUUUAUGCCAAUUCUUUGUCCAGGAGAAACACAUCAAAUACUGAAUGUAACACAAUUAGUCCAAUAAAUUUUAAAGAUUCUUAUCUAGUAA